UCCUGUUAACACAAAGAGUCAUUCAUACUAUAAAGUUAUAAAGAUUUAGAUAUCCUUGUUUAUGGUUGUUUAUUUACAAUGUUGAUAAAAUAUGAUGUUAUAACUGAAUCAAUGUGUGGUGUGUAUUAAGUUAGGCCCAGAGUGUUUAAAUAUGAAUAUGAGUAAAUUAGAAUUGGGUGUCCAGUGAAUCGAGGGACGAAUGCAGAGAGAGCAGAGUUUCGAGCUCGGCCAGGUGACCCCCGUCAGUCCAACCAACGGCUCUACCAGAAACCGAGAUGACCAUCGUGGACCUCCCCCCGCAGAUGAGGAAGAUGGAAAACUAUCAUCUGCACUGGACAGGGACACUGAGACCUCAGCUGACCCUAGAGUUAGUGCCGAGCAACGUGUGAUAUUUAUCAAUAGGACGCAACCGCCAGUUACCAAAUUUGUUAAUAAUAGGGUAUCAACAGCCAAAUACAGUAUUGUAAGAUUCAUACCCCUGUUCCUGUUCGAACAGUUCCGAAGAUGGGCCAACGUGUUUUUUCUUAUGAUAGCGAUGUUACAACAGAUCCCCGACGUUUCGCCCACUGGCCGAUACACCACUUUAGUGCCUCUAAUUUUUAUAUUAUCUGUAUCUGCCAUCAAGGAAAUCAUAGAGGACGUCAAAAGACAUAGAGCCGAUGACGAAACGAACCAUAGGGAAGUAGAGGUGUUGAGGGGGGACAACUGGAUACAUGUGCGGUGGAAGAACGUAGUGGUGGGAGAUAUAGUGAAGGUUUGGAACAACGAUUUUUUUCCGGCAGAUCUGGUCCUUUUAUCUUCAAGUGAGCCUCAAGGAAUGAGUUUUAUCGAAACGGCAAAUUUAGACGGAGAGACCAACUUGAAAAUCAGGCAAGCUCUGUCUAGUACCUCCACUUUGACGAGCAUACAAGACCUGGUGCAGCUGUUCGGUACCAUCGAGUGUGAGCCGCCCAAUAAACACUUGUAUGAAUUCAACGGUGUCAUCAGACAAUCUGGACGAUCUCCCGAACCUCUUGGACCGGACCAGAUCCUUCUUCGCGGCGCUAUCUUGCGAAACACCGCUUGGGUCUUCGGAAUCGUGAUAUACACCGGCCACGAGACCAAACUGAUGAAGAACUCUGCCAUCCCACCCUUAAAGCGUUCGACAGUCGAUAAGAUGACCAAUGUCCAGAUCCUUCUUCUGUUCGGUGUGCUGUUCGUGAUGUGCUUGAUCUGUUCCAUUUUUAACGUUUUGUGGACCAAAAGUCAUGCUGAUAGUGACUGGUAUAUUGGUUUAGAAGAUCAUUCCUAUAAUUUUUUCUACAACUUACUUACAUUUUUGAUUCUUUUUAACAAUUUGAUACCAAUAUCGCUUCAAGUAACAUUGGAAGUCGUCAGGUUCGUACAGGCUAUAUUUAUCAACAUGGAUGCAGAAAUGUACCACGCAGAGACAAACACCCCUGCGAUGGCGAGAACUUCCAAUCUGAACGAAGAGCUGGGGCAAGUUAAGUAUGUUUUUUCCGAUAAGACUGGCACCCUAACAAGAAACAUUAUGGAAUUUAAGAAGCUAGCCAUCGGUAGGGAUGUCUUUGGGACAACAGAGAACGUAGAAGACUCGGUCUUAGUAAAGAGUCUUCGCGACGGCCACAAAAAUGCCCACUUGAUGCGCGAAAUGCUGGUUCUUCUGUCUGUCUGUCAUACAGUUAUCCCAGAGAAGACGCCAGAGGGCGAAGUGAUUUACCAUGCAGCAUCUCCAGACGAGAGGGCGCUAGUGUAUGGAGCUGCCAAAUACGGAUACGUCUUCGAAAGCCGAACUCCAGAUCAUGUAGAAAUCGAUGCCUUAGGCACCAGGGAAAGAUAUGAGAUACUGACUGUACUUGAGUUUACUUCGGCUAGAAAGAGGAUGAGCGUUAUAGUGAGAGAUCCUAAAGGUAAAAUAAAGCUGUUCUGUAAAGGCGCAGAUUCGGUUAUAUACGAAAGACUAGACAACAACUCCGGUAGAGAACAUUGCGACAUGAUUCUUCAACAUUUGGAGCAUUUCGCUAGCGAAGGAUUGAGAACUUUAUGUUUAGCAGUGGCAGAAUUGAAAGAAGCUGAUUUUGAGCACUGGAAAGAGAUGUAUCAUAAAGCCAGCAUAUCUUUACAACAUAGAGAAGAAAAAAUAGAGGAAGCUGCAAACUUGAUAGAACGUAAAUUGAAAUUGGUCGGAGCUACUGCCAUAGAAGACAAAUUACAGGAAGGGGUGCCUGAUACGAUAGCAGCUCUACUUCAAGCUGAUAUUAACGUUUGGGUAUUGACGGGUGAUAAACAAGAAACUGCCAUAAACAUUGGAUACUCUUGUAGACUUCUAUCCCAAGGGAUGCAGCUGCUUAUUCUUAAUGAAGACGGAUUGGACAAAAGUAGGGAAGCAAUUUUAAGACAUUGUGAAGACAUUGGCGUAAAUUUGGAAAAGCAAAACGAGCUGGCACUGAUAAUUGACGGCAAAACAUUGACGUAUUGUUUGACGUGUGAACUAAGGAACGAUUUUCUCAGAUUAUGCGUUUCCUGCAAAGUCGUGAUCUGCUGUAGGGUGUCGCCGAUGCAAAAAGCCGAAGUGGUAGAAUAUGUAACUAAAUACACGAAGACAGUUACGCUCGCCAUUGGAGACGGCGCAAACGACGUAGCUAUGAUCCAGAAAGCACACGUUGGAGUGGGAAUCUCAGGAGUGGAAGGUCUUCAAGCUGCUUGCGCUUCAGACUACAGUAUAGCGCAAUUCAGGUUCCUGUUGAGAUUAUUGUUGGUACAUGGGGCCUGGAACUACUCAAGAAUGUGUAAGAUCAUCCUGUACAGUUUCUACAAGAACAUUUGUCUCUACGUCAUCGAACUGUGGUUCGCAAUCUACUCCGGCUGGUCCGGGCAGAUCCUCUUUGAGCGGUGGACCAUCGGUCUCUACAACGUCAUCUUCACAGCGCUACCACCUCUAGCUAUGGGUCUGUUCGACAAACCUUGCAGCUCUGACAAGAUGAUGCAGUUCCCGAAGCUGUACAAACCGUCCCAGAGUGGAGAGCUGUUCAACAUUAAGGUCUUUUGGGUGUGGAUCAUAAAUGGAAUGGUCCAUUCGGCUCUUUUGUUCUGGUUGCCUUUACUGGCUUACCAACACGACAUUCUGUGGCUAAAUGGACACGACGGAGGAUAUUUGGUUCUAGGAAAUUGUGUAUAUACAUACGUCGUGAUCACAGUCUGCCUAAAAGCUGGACUUGUGACGAACUCCUGGACGUGGUUGACCCAUUGCGCUAUAUGGGGAUCUAUAGUUUUAUGGUUUCUCUUUAUUAUUGUUUACAGUAUGUUUUGGCCUACCAUACCGUUUGGUUCAGUUAUGUCGGGAAUGUACAUCAUGGUGUUUUCUUCGACUCUGUUCUGGUUAGGCCUGUUUGUUGUGCCAAUUGUUACUGCGUUGCCUGAUUUUACAAUUAAAAUUAUCCACGGAACCAUUUUUAAAUCUCUAACGGAUCUCAUACGGGAGAGCGAGAUCAAGAAAAGCGACCCGGAAGUGUACAGGGGCGAGCCGAAAAAUUCACUGUCUGAGACUGCCCGGCUGCUGAGGAACGUCUUCACCAGGAGGAGCACGGCUCCCAGGAUAGAACAAGAUGUCGAACUAUCACAUGGUUUCGCUUUUUCCCAAGAAGAAGGAGGAGCAGUAUCGCAAUCAGCCGUUAUAAGAGCCUACAACACCAACAUCCCGAAGCCUGACGGAAUGUAGAAGAACGUCAGCAGGGAGAGUCUCGAAAGUACUUAUAUCCCUUUCGGAUCAAAGUGUAAAUCUGACAGAUAAAACAGAAAAUUUUAUUGCUCGGUCCAACCCGAUCUUCUGUGUCUCGCUUUCAACGUGAUGGACAGAAGACUCGGUUGUUCCGGAUUAUUUUUUUACGAAAAUUCUAACAGUUAUGUAAAAUGCAUAAUGUGUGUUUAAAAGGUAACAUUUUUAACGUUAGAGUAGCUUGAAUUGGUUUUUAUAGUACCAACGGAAGAGGCGAGUGGAAAAAGAGGCUGUGCCCAAACUAAACUUACUCUAUAUAUGCCUCUAAAUAUUUUAGAGGCCAUACAGUAGCUCGAACUGUAGACAAGUGCCAUAUUGUUUCUUCUUUCGCUCGCUUCUUCAACGUUUGUGUAUAAUUUUUGCACAUAUAGGAAUCUUAUUACUACUUGUUAUGUUACGGUAUUUUCGUAAAAAUUUACAACUAUUUUUGGACAUUAACUCUUCUAGAGUUAUAGUCACUAAUUUGUAUUGAUAUAGAAGUUAUAUUUUGACAUGUUUAGGAAUCUGUUGACGAGAAUACAUGUAUAGACGUUUGAUAAAAUAGAUAAUUGAUCACCUAACCUAAUAUAACCUCCAAAUUUUUGUGAAAUUCAACCUGGAACCAUAGACAUAUAAUAUCUAGACUGCACGCUGCUAUCUUAAAAUGGGUGACGAUAGAGAUAAAUUAGCCUAUUAGGUGGGAAGUCUCUUUCUAAUCGACGGGGUUUAUCCAAUGACGUUGGGUUUGUCGAUCACGUCACUUUCCCACUGUCGCCGAUUGGAUGAACUCCUCCGAUUAGAAAGAGACUUCCUACAUAAUAGGCUCAUUCAUCUCUGUCGCAAUCGUCACCCAUUUUAAUAGAUAUUAUAUGUCUAUGCCUGGAACCACAUCACGUUAUGCCACUCUGCAAGACGCUGUUGAUGGUGUGUUGUAAUGAUGCUAUGGAAACUAGAAGUUCGUUAGUAAGAAAUCUAAAUUGGAACACAAAGCUGAUGAUGAAAACUGAAUGAUCGAGCAAUUGUAAAGAAAUCCAACGAUAACGGUAGUAUUCGCCAAGAAUCUGCUUAUGGUGAAUGUUUAUAAAGAAUUCAUGGAUUCGACCGUUACUUGAUGGAAGUUCAUUUUAUCUAACAAUAAAACACUGAAAACGUUUGUUUUCUAUACUUCCACAAAAUUUAUUAUAACUAUGUGACUACAGCUGUUUCGGCAGAGUGCCUUUCUCAAGUGAUUUAGUUUACUAUGGGUUUGCCUUUUUAAAGUCUUUAACUGAAGAGUUUGAGGAGUGGGAAGCUGUUUGUCUCGAGUUGGUCAUUCAGAAUUAUAUCUGUAUUUUUUAAUUUAAUAAUUUCCAUAGAUUCUAAUAAAGAUAGCUCAAGGCCUUUAUUUUGAAUAUGCAAAACUUGAAACUCUUCAUUAAAAGAAUGAUUAUGAUCUAGAAGGUGAAGUGCGUAUGUAGAAGUGUAUGUUUUUCUAUUGUUGAAAGCCCUUUUGUGUUCUGCUAUCCGUUUGUCAAAAGUUCUGCCAGUUUGACCGAUGUAAGUUUUCGGACAGUCACCACAAGUUAGUUUCUAGACACCACUCUGUAGUCGUUUUCUCUUUCGGCUCUUAUUGUUCUUAAUAUAUUUGCUUAAGUUGUUGUUAGUUCUGAAAGCUGGUGUUAUUCCUUUCUUUUUUAUGUAUCUGGUUAUUUUUGUUGUUAUUUUACAGUAAACAAUGGCUAUAACGAACAAACAGUUAAUAAAAUUUUAAACCAAAAACUCCAUAAGAAACCCCUGAAAUUAGUCUAUCCACCACCACAGAAUGAACCCAGUACCUUCUGCUCUAUCACAUAUACUGGCAAGAUAACAACAAAAAUAACCAGAUACAUAAAAAAGAAAGGAAUAACACCAGCUUUCAGAACUAACAACAACUUAAGCAAAUAUAUUAAGAACAAUAAGAGCCGAAAGAGAAAACAACUACAAAGUGGUGUUUACAAACUAAUUUGUGGUGACUGUCCGAAAACUUACAUCGGCCAAACUGGCAGAACCUUUGACAAACGGAUAGCAGAGCACAAAAGGGCUUUCAACAAUAGAAAAACAGACACUUCUACAUACGCACUUCACCUUCUACAUCAUAAUCAUUCUUUUAAUGAAGAGUUUCAAAUUUUGCAUAUUCAAAAUAAAGGCCUUAAGCUAUCUUUAUUAGAAUCUAUGGAAAUUCAUAAAUUAAAAAUUACAGAUAUAAUUCUGAAUGACCAACUCGAGACAAACAGCUCCCCACUCCUCAACCUCUUCAGUUAAAGACUUUAAAAAGGCAAACCCAUAAAUCAUUUGAGAAAGGCACUCUGCCGAAAUAGCUGUAGUCACAUAGUUAUAAUAAAUUUUGUGGAAGUAUAGAAAAGAAACGUUUUCAGUGUUUUAUUGUUAGAUUUAUAAAGAAAACAAAAAUGAUAAACAAAACUUCCGCGGGAAAUCGAAGAUUAGAAGUGGCACGUACCUAGUCGAUCAGUGUCAAAAUAGAAUAUACAUUAUUCAGUCAACAGAUUUUUAACAGUAUUUACAAGAACUGAAAUUGAUUUGGUUGGUGAUUUUUCUUUCUAGAUUUAGGACACUACUUUACCAACGAAUCGGGUGUCUUAUGAAGGUGACGAUGCAGCUUAUACAUUACACAAAUCUGUUUAAUUGCCCCUCUUCUUUCAGAUCAUUCAGGGCAAAAUCGAAAGAAAACGCUGGGUUUGAAGAAAACAAUUGUCUUGGCUGCUUAACAUUAGACAAUGGACAGGUCGAACGGCCGAGGAAUUGUUUAAUAUAGCUACCGACCGAGAAACAUUUCAUCAGCUUGUUAAUACGACUAUACGACGGUAGCCAACGCUUGAAAACAAACACGGCACACAAAGAAGAAGAAAAAUAAAAAAGCGUCAGGUUAAACAAAUAAGAUUUGGUAUAAUAAUAGUAUUUUCACUAUUAGAACUAACAAUGUUUUCUAACCCUCUAACCUAAAAUCUAGACAGUAAGUUGCAAAAUUGAAAUGGAGAUUUGCCUGACACAAUAUGAGAUAAAAAGAAGACCGAUGGAACAAAAUUCUUAUAAAUUGGAGACCGUGGGAAUAUAAACGAAGCAGAGGAAAGCCCCAAAUGAGUGGGCUCUAGGUGGAUGACUGUAGCGAUAAGCAGAGAAGAAUGGAAAAGGAUUGAGGAUGCCUAUGUCCAAAGAUGGACCCAAGAAGGCUAAUUAUAUAGACAGAACCUAAAAUCAAACCUUUUUAAUACCACUUCAUUUUUGGAUAUAUUAUGACAUCACUUAUUGUCACCAACCAAGUAAUUUCAGCAAUGUUUGUUUUAUAUUGUCCACUAUAACGAAAUUAUCUUGAUCUAAUUUAAUAAGUCUAAAAAUGUAAAUAUUAAUUUUAGUUAUGUUUUACAUAUACCAUCCAUUGUUAAGUUUGAAUUUUUUUAAUUUUAAUAUUAUAUUGAUGUAAUUUUUAUAUAUAAUUGUUGAUACAGAUGUUGGAAUUUAUGUUGAUAGUUUAUUUCUCAUUAGGGGGAAGAUUUUUCUGGAAUUUAUAAAAUAGAUUGCGAUUAUUUUUUAUUAAUUAUUGUUAUUCCAAGCUGUCUAAUGAUUUUUUCACAUAAAAACAUCUUUUUAACAUAUACAGGGUGUUUCAUUAAUAAUUGUCCAUAUAGUAACUGGAGAAACCUUAGCACAAAAUACGAAGAUUUAACCUAAAACACUUAAAUAAAAUGUGGUUCCUUACUGAGUUACAGGGUGUUUUAUCUAAAAAUUUAAAAACUAUUUUUACUCAGCAUUUUAAAAUUAUUUGACGUAUCCUUUUUAUAAUUGGCAGAAAGUAUAGGUACUGUACAGACUGCUAAAUUAUGUUAAACAAACGUUUCUGGCUAUUACCAGCGGCGUACGACGGGGGAAAGUGAAAGGUUGACCCUUUCCAAAUUCUACGCCACUGGCGGAAUUGCUAUUUUAGUUCAAUUUUUGGAUUCGCCAAUACUUUCUAUGAAAAUAAUAUACUCUUCAUUCGUAACGAUAAAGUCAUUAAUUUUCGAGAUCUUUGAAGUUAAAAAUGAAACCACAGGGUUAUUUUGAUUAAUGUGUUGUGUAGCUUCAUUUUUAAUUUCAAAUAUCUCGAAAACUAAUCAUUUUAUCGUUACGAAUGAAGAGUAUAUUAUUUACAUAAAAAGUACACUAAAAUAGCAAUUUCGUCAGUGGCGUAGAAUUUGGGAAGGGUCAACCAGACUUUAUCCCCUGUCGUACGCCUCUGUUAGUAGCUAGAAACGUUUAUUUAUCUUAAUUUAGUAGGAUUACACUUUCUGCUAAGUAUGAUAAGGAUACGCCAAAUAGUUAUAAAGUGCUGGGUAAAAAUAAUUUUUAAAUUUUAAUCACCUGAAUCAUAAUAUCAUAAAUUAAUCAAAAUAACUGUGCCGUUUCAUAUUUAACUUCAAAUAUCUCGAAAACUAAUGACUUUAUCGUUACCAAUGAGGAGUAUAUUAUUUACGUAGAAAAUAUUGGAGAAUCUAAAAAUUGUACUAAAUGAGUAAUUCCUCCAGUGGCGUAGAAUUUGAGAAGGGUCAACCAUUCACUAUCCCCUGUCGCACGCCUCUGGUAGUAGCUAGAAACGUUUGUUUAUCAUAAUUUAGUAGGGUCUAUAGUAGUCGCACUUUCUGCCAAGUAUGAAAAGGAUACGUUGAAUAGUGUUAAAAUGUUCAGCAAAAAUACUUUUUAAAUUUUUAGAUAAAACACCCUGUAACUCAGUAAGGAACCACAUUUUAUUCAAGUGUUUUAGGUUAAAUCUUCGUAUUUUGUGCUAAGGUUUCUCCACUUACUAUAUGGACAAUAAUUAAUGAAACACCCUGUAUGUGGGGGAUAUGCCAUAGAAAAGUCACUUUUUAUAUUACUGGACAGUUUUCCUUAGUGUGUUUACUGUCGUUAACAUUUGCCUAUUGUAAAAUUUACAGAUUACAAAUUAAAUGGAUGUUUAUUAAAAAAAAAUUAAGAAUGAGUUUAUAUUUCUUUAUAUAACAGGUAGCUUUACAGGGGUAAAAUAUUCUGUUUUGCGAUAAUGACGCGACCUGUGUGGGUGUCAUAAAUGCCAGUAUCUCUACCAUAAAUUGGCUCUUAACACAGGGAAGUUCGUUAAGGGGGGCCCGAAAUAAAAUCUAUCCUUAAAAAUACUCGAAAUUGUCAGAUUAAGAUAAGGUAAGUUAAGCACAUGCAAAAGAGUGUGUAUUUAAAAAAUCUGAAAAUUUAUACGGAAAUGGGUGAGUCACAAAGUUUCAUAAGAAAAAAGCGAAUAUUUCGCGAAAUGAACGUCAGAUCGAAAAACUAAAAGAUACGUGUUCAAUAUUUUUCAGAAAUCUAUCAAAUGGUACCUACUAAACAUAACCCUCCACGGAGAGGGGUGUGGGUAAAUUUAAAAUUUUAAAUAGAAACCCCGCGAUAUUUUAUAAAAUUAACAUCAGAUCGAAAAACUGCAAAAUACACUUUCAAAUCGAAUGGUACCAAACACGACCCCCACGGAGGUAGGGUGGGGGGUUACUUUAAAAUCUUAAAUGGGACCCCAAAUUUUUAUUGCAGAUUUGGAUUCUUUAGCAAAUUGCUUCAAUUGCUAUUGGAUUAUAGCAAACAACAGUCUGUUGUUCUAUAGUUAGUUAGUUUUGGACCAGCAAAAUUUUGUCUAAGUAUACGAGGAGAAACAAAAAUAGAAAAAAAAGUAUGUUGAUAUUUCAACAGAAAGUUUAUUUUAUCGAUUCCAGAACUUUCUGCCCACUUAUUGUAACUCGGUGUGUCAAAUAACUACAAUCUACAGUCACUCGUUUUAGACUUACAAUAGAUUAAAAUCACUUAAAUUAACGUGCCUUUUCGUAUUUAGUUCUGUAGUUUAGCUGCUCCAUAGGGCGACAUAAUUGUUUAGUUGAAUUGUCGCCAGAGUGAACUUCAAAACUAUUUUCUUAUUCCUGCAUUCUAAACUCACCGACUACUUUUUUACAUCUUUAGAUUUUGUGAAAAUUUCAUGUUGAUAAUGACCUAUUUGUAGUCCAGAUUUAAGUCCAAGUGAUUUUUUUGGGCGAAGCUACGAAAAUGACUAGGAAAGAUUAUAUUUUUUGAUAUUUCACGGCUAUUUCUAUGAGAAUCUCCUGAGUUGUUUGAAUCUUGAAGAUUAUUACUAAACAUUGAAAAUUCAUAAAAUUUUAGAGAUGUACCGAUGAGUAAUUACAAAUUAUCCAGCAUUUACUUACACCGUUAUAUUUAAGUAUUCAAAAAAAGUGAUACAAGCUUUUUUUGGAACAAUAAACAUGUUUUCUUCAUGUUACCAAUUCUUGUUAUAUUUUGUUAUCUUUUUAUAUUUGGUGCUUGAUGUAAUGCUUUAAAAUAAAUCAUAUUAUUAUGACAACUUAAUGCUUAGAAUGUGUCUCUGAUAACAUUUUGAUUUAGAAUUUUAAUUUAAUCUUCAGGAAUAAUUUUUUGGUAACGAUUCAGUCAAAAUUCAGUUUUUAAUAAAAAAUUAUCAGUUCUUAAAUGAAUUUUGUUAAUACAAAAUUUACAAAAGAAAUAAUAAAUAUAGAAAUAAAAUACUUGAAGGUUUUUAAUACAAUUAUCGAAAAUUCACAUCAUUUCUCCGAUUGUGUCUGGUCACAGGGUCGCCGCAUCAGUUUUUAUUCCAGCUACGCUGAUUCUAAAACUAAGGUGAAGUAAAAUAUCGAGCUUACAAUUGAAUCAAAGAACACAAUAAAUCAAGAUCACUGGAAAACAACGAUGAUAGUUAUUUUUAGUACUUUUUGGUCAUGUUUCUGUUUAAAUUUUGUUCCCAUACAAGUACUUGUACAACUCAGCUUCAAAUUUUACGGUUUUGAUACAAUUGUCCAAGAUUCUGGUUGUUUCUAUGACUGUUUUUUGGUGCAAGGCUGUCGCAUCAUUUCUUACUAUAACUUCGUUGAUUUUACGACGUACAUGAAGUGAAAUUGAGAUGAGAAACAAUUUUACAAUGAAUUGAAAGAAGAAAACGAAUCAGGAUCACUGUAAAAGAACGAUGGUAGUUAUUUUUAAUACUUUUUGGACAUAUUUAUGUUUAAAUUUGGCUUUCAUAUAACUAGUUGUACAACGAAGUAUCAAAAAUUAAUCAGGAUCACUAUAAAUGAAUCAGUUCGUUAGUUCAGUGGACUGGAGGACUUACUUCGAUGCUGUACAUAAUUGUAUAUACGAUGUACUUACGACAAUGUACAUUUGAUGCACACAAAAAAUUAUAUCGAAAAAAAAAGUAUUGGGACGGCUGGGAUAUGAACUCGGAUUACCUUAUCACAAGUUUAGUGUCGUAACCGCUAGAUCAUUUGGGCAAUAAUGUGACAAAGGCGACCAUUUAUAACGCUUAACGUGUAAUCGAGAUUACAUAUAAGUUGAUAUAUUUAAUUUAUAAAAAAGUUAUGAAAAACUCCUGAUACAAGAAUAAAAAACCGCUAAACGCUGUAAAAAUGAGUGGCGCACACAAUAUUCCAGCUAGAAAAGAGCUGAUGUGAAUAUUACGUGGCGCAAAAAUACAUUUUUUAUUUUAAUAGAAAAUAAAAUUCUAGUUUUAUUUUGAAAUUUUUUUCUUAUUUGCUAAAUUUGAAGUAAACGCGCCACAAAAGAGCCUCAAAAUGCAAACUGUAUCAAAGUUACUCUUUUGUGGCGCAGUUUUACUGCAAAUUUAGCAAAUAUUAUGGAAUUAUCUUUCAAAAUAAAACUAGAAUUUUAUUUUCCAUUAAAAUGAAAAUAGGGGAGAGUAGGGUAAAGUGGAAUAGCUAAACGUUGAAAUUAAAUAAAUUUUACAAUUUUCGAAAUGGAAUUUUGUAAAUAACAUAUCUUAUUACAGUAAUGUUUAAGAUCAAUAUAUCGAAAUAUAAAUUAAAUGGAGACAAUAAAUUUUUUGUAAUGCGAGGGUUUGUCAGGCAUUGUCUUUUUUUCACUUUGCCCCGCAUGGUUGGGUAAAGUGAAAUAGUCUAGAGUACGAUUUGAAAUCGGCCUAGCUUCUUACUUGGUGCUUCUUCCUAAAUUUUUUUUCGGAUUUAAUCCUCCGAUUUAACAUAGCAACAGAUAAUCCGUGUUGCAUAGCAGCUUGAUUUUGGCAAAGGAUGCCCGUUCGCAAAGAUCUGAUUACAGAUGUCAUUGACUCCACAGACUAUUGUUGUUAGGUCGUUUUUCGUUUAUAUUUUCGCAUAUUACACCUGGAAAUACAGAUAUUCCUUGUUAAUGGUGGCAAUCAAGUAUAAUUACAUGUGGGACAAAGUGAAACGAUAUUUCACUUUGCCCCAUCUAUUAUAGUCGGAGAGAUAGAAGCGGAUUUUGUGCGUGAUAAGUAAUAUGGAAAAACUAUACGGGGAUAUGUUGAAUUAGUUGUGUACAUGACUUUCACCAACGGCCGGAAACCAGAGUUGGGGCCGAGGGUAGUUAUAAGGGGUCAAAGUCGCGGAUUUUAUUAUUUUUUUUAUGACGCUCAUGAUCGAGAUAGUGCACCAAAAUUUGGGAAUAAGUAAGUCAUGACGUAACUAAGUAAAACCUCUAGGGGCGGAACGCUGCGUGGCUGACAAAGGGGUGGGGGUAGGGGUGAACAUAAAAAAUAUAAAGGGUUUUUUGCGACGUUCGUGAUUGAGAUAGUGGACCAAAAUUUGGGAAUAAGCAGAUCAUGGCAUUACUAAGUAAAAUCCCCAGAGCCGGAAACCAGAGUUGGGGAUGAGGGUAGUUAUAAGGGGUCAAAAUCGCAGUUUUUAUUAUAUUUUUUGUGACGCUCAUGAUCGAGAGAGUGCACCAAAUUUUGGGAAUAAGUAGGUCAUGACGUAACUAAGUAAAAUCUCCAGGGGUGGUACGCUGCGUGGCCGACAAAGGGGUGAGGCAGGGGUGAAUAGAAAAAAUAUAAGGGGUUUUCUUUGCGACGUUCGUGAUUGAGGGAGUACACCAAAAUUUGGGAAUAAGUAGACCAUGACAUAACUAAGUAAAAUGCUCAGAGCCGGAAACCAGAGUUGGGCAUGAGGGUAGUUAUAAGUGGUCAAAAUCGCCGUUUUUAUUAUUUUUUUUGUGACGCUCAUGAUCGAGAUGUGCACCAAAAUUUGGGAAUAAGUAGGUCAUGAGGUAACUAAGUACAAUCUCCAGGGGUGGAACGCUGCGUGGCCGAUAAAGGGGUGGGGGUAGGUGUGAAUAUAAAAAAUAUAAGGGGUUUUUUGCGACGUGCUAGAUUGAGAUAGUGCACCAAAAUUUGGGAAUAAGUAGACCAUGACUUAGCUAAGUAAAAGCCUCAGAGCCGGAAACCAGAAUUGGGGAUAAGGGUAGUUUUAAGGGGUCAAAGUCGCAGUGUGUAUUAUUUUUUGUGACCCGGCACAACAUUUGUCCCCCACGCAGUGUUCCGCCCCUGGAGAUUUUACUUAGUAAUGUCAUGAUCUACUUAUUCCCAAAUUUUGGUGCACUAUCUCGAUCACGAACGGCAAAAAAACCCCAUAUAUUUUUAUACUCACCCCUGCCUACCACCCCUUUGUACCCCAAGCAGCGUUCCGCCCCUGAAGAUUUUACUUAGUUAAGUCAAAACCUACUUACUCCCAAAUUUUAGUGCAGUAUCUCCAUCAUGAGCGCCACAAAAAAAAAUAAUAAAAACCGCGAAUUUUACCCCUGAUAACUACCCUCGUCCGCCACUCUGAUUUCCGCGUCUGGGGAUAUUACUUAGUUAUGUCAUGGUCUACUAAUUCCCAAAUUUUGGUGCACUAUCUCAAUCACGAACGUCGCAAAAAACCCCUUACACUUUUUUAUAUUCACCCCUGCCCCACCCCUUUGUCAGCCACGCAGCGUUCCACUCCUGGAGAUUUUACUUAGUUACGUCAUGACCUACUAAUUCCCAAGUUUUGGCGCGCUAUCUCGAUCAUGAGCGUCACAAAAAAAAUAAUAAAAAAUAGAAUUUUGACCCCUUAUAACUACCUUCCUUCCCGACUCUGGUUUCCGGCUCUGGGGAUUUUAAUUAUUUAUGUCAUGGUCUACUUAUACCCAAAUUUUAGUGCACUAUCUCAAUCACGAACGUCGCAAAAAGCCCCUUAUAUUUUUUAUAUUCACUCCUACCCCCACCCCUUUGUCGGCCACGCAGCGUUGAGCCCCUAGAGAUUUUACUUAGGUACGUCAUGACCUACUUAUUCCCAAAUUUCGGUGAACUAUCUCGAUCAUGAGCGUCAUAAAAAAAAUAAUAAAAUCCGCGACUUUGACCCCUUAUAACUACCCUCGGCCCCAACUCUGGUUUCCGGCCGUUGGUGAAAGUCGUGUACACAACUAAAUCAACAUAUCCCCGUAUAGUUUUUCCAUAUUACUUAUCACGCACAAAAUCCGCUCCCAGCUCUUAGACUAUUAACAUUUCACAUUACCCCAAAUGGAUUUAAAAGCAAACAUGUCAAGUAAAAAUUUUUUCCACCUACCUCUACCGAAAGUAUACUUUUCCGGACCUGAUUGUAGGGAGCAAAGUUGUACUUUUCCUCCCUAGGGAGGAAAAGUAAAAAUGACGUCAUGGUAUUUCAUUCAUGGUAUAAUAUCUAUUUUCUAUUACGAAGUAUCUAUACAUUUUAACGUUUAUUUAUAAAACAUCCUGUAUUUUGCAGAAUGGUAAAAAACAGUAAAUUGUUAUUUUGAUUUAACAAUGUUUACAUUAAUAAUUUGACUUAUAUUUGACAGUUGACAGUUAUAUUGUACCUACUUGUUGUUUUAGUUCUAAUAAAUUUUGUUGGUUAGUUACAUAAAUAAAUUAAGUAAAAAUGAAAAAAUGACUUGUUAUUUGAGGAAGGUGGAAAACCCAUAUGUAUAACAUGGGAGUAAAGUGCCUUUUCCUCCCUUGAAUGAUUACUGCCCCCCGCUACGCGUCGGGCAGUAAACUUCAUUCUCGGGAGGAAAAGUAACACUUUCCUCCCUUGUUAUACAAAUAGCUAUUAACCCUAUCCUAACAAUCUAUAUUUUAUAUAAAAGAAUGUUAAGUAUGAUUGCUUUUGUGUGUUGCUUUCAGAAAUAUGUUUAGUUAAAUAAUAUAAAAGAAUUAUCAAUUACACACACCUACAGAUUUUACAAACAAUCGCCCAAGAAUGUAUAAACAGUGAUAUUUUCAAUAAUAUCGACAAACGACCGGUAAAAAAUGGCCGAUAAGCGCGUACCUACUACUUCUAAACCUCGAUUGGAUUGUAAACAGUGAUGACUUCGUUUGCGGAAGAAUUUGAAAACGAGCUAUUUCGCUUUACCCCACUAUUUCACUUUACCCUUCCCUCCCCUACAUUUUUGCGUUACGUAAUAUUCAUAUCAGCUCAUUUGUAGCUGGAAUAUUGUGUGCGUCACUCAUUUUUACGGCAUUUAGCGGUUUUUGAUUCUUGUAUAUUAUGCAAAAACCUUUAAACCUUCUGGUUGUCCACCACACUUUCGGUUAUUGAACGUACAUGAUUAAUCCUAGUACCAAAAUCAUUGUCCAAAGUAUCCUUGUAAAGAAUUUUAAAUCUGUUAUCGAUCAACACCAAAUGGUAGAUGUAUUACGAAUGUUUUGUUUUUUUUUCUAUCUAAUAUGAACACCAUUUUUAACAAAACUGAUUAUUGAUUUUUAUAUAUGAUAAACUGGAUAUUUAAAAUAAAUGUUGUAAAAUAACA
Messenger RNA from Diabrotica virgifera virgifera (western corn rootworm), 15367 nucleotides. It is a transcript of the gene ATP8A, whose product is annotated as probable phospholipid-transporting ATPase IA. Bases 200 to 3718 code for a protein of 1172 amino acids. NCBI's taxonomy places the organism in Eukaryota, Metazoa, Arthropoda, Insecta, Coleoptera, Chrysomelidae. The transcript has 19 exons. Gene Ontology annotation, biological process: phospholipid translocation. Gene Ontology annotation, molecular function: ATPase-coupled intramembrane lipid carrier activity; ATP binding; ATP hydrolysis activity. Gene Ontology annotation, cellular component: plasma membrane. The record is from RefSeq and is a predicted model, not a curated record.